Molecule: messenger RNA, 585 nt
Organism: Paramuricea clavata
Lineage: Eukaryota; Metazoa; Cnidaria; Anthozoa; Malacalcyonacea; Plexauridae
Source: the annotation of a GenBank genome assembly
AUGGCGACUAAUACUCCUAGCGCCAGUAAUCUAAAUUUGUUUGUCGAAGACGUUUUGUCAAACGGGAAAGCAAAAUACCUAAAAGAUUUACCAAUAGGAAGUCCGAAAUAUAUGGAAUCUUCGAGAAUGUUCGACAAUCUGUUAAAGAUAGCAGGUGGCCUUUGCAAAGAAGUGAUUGCCGAGGACGAAUUCGAAAAAUUGGAGCAUCACAUUGUGGAAAUACACCCGUUUGCCGUUCUUGAAAUAUCGAUUUGGCAUUGCCAAAUUACGAGAAGGCCGAAAAAGAAAGCCCUUGUCCAAACUGGGUGGAAAAUAAUUCUUGUAAGAGAUUUACCGUGUAAAAUUUUUGAACAUAUUGUGCGCAUAUUAUGCACAGCAAAUACUUGCUUUGCGACCAAAACAACUCGAACAACAGUGGAACAUGUCGUUGAAUUUACCGACGUGAGGAAGCUUAUGUAUAUAUUUAAACAAGCUGCUGGUAUCCACAAGGAUUUGAGGAAAACCUUUGCCCACUUGGGGGUAGCUAAAGCCAUUAAUUGUAUCUCAAGAAAAGCCAUUCAAACUUUCAUACAAGGUGAAAAAUGA